Messenger RNA from Cyphomyrmex costatus, 2655 nucleotides. It is a transcript of the gene Pex6, whose product is annotated as peroxisomal biogenesis factor 6. Lineage: Eukaryota; Metazoa; Arthropoda; Insecta; Hymenoptera; Formicidae. Bases 165 to 2654 code for a protein of 829 amino acids. Gene Ontology annotation, biological process: protein import into peroxisome matrix. The record is from RefSeq and is a predicted model, not a curated record. Gene Ontology annotation, molecular function: ATP binding; ATP hydrolysis activity. The transcript has 6 exons. Gene Ontology annotation, cellular component: peroxisomal membrane; cytosol.
UCACAGAAUAUAGCAAUCGUUUUUCAUUUAAACAAUUGUGAUAGUCACUGCUGUGAUUUAAAUAUUUUAAAUUCUAUUUUUUAGGUCUCAGGUCCGACAUUUAUCGAAGGAUUCAUGAAACGAUAUUAUAGGCAGUUUAGAGAAAAACUUUCUGUGUACAAAUCAUGUAUAAAACGCAUCAACAGAGGAUACUAUCUGCAUUGUUGUAUUAUAAGAGAAUCAUAAGGAGGAUAACAAAUACCUCGAUGCGAAAAAAUCCGCAUUAUGUACUGAGCUACGUUUUCCUUGAAUAUCUAUAUCGCAGAUUUCAAAGAUUGUUCAAACAAAAUUUCGAAUGGGUCACAUUGCCAGAUGCAGUUUUAAAACGCAUGCUGGAUGAUCUGGAAAUAAUAUGGAACGAAUACGUCGAUUGUCAUUCUUGUGCAAUAGUAAAUGUGGAGGAAAAAUUAUCAAGUUCCUGGUUCAAUGUUUGCUCAAUGAUGUCAAUGACAAAAUAUAAAUUAAUGAUUAUAUCGGUGUCGGAUAUCGACAAGAACACUAUCCUAAUCUCUGAAAUGACAAAGCACAAUCUGCGAAACGCUUUUCACUGCGAGCAAUUGGAUAAUACGUGUUUUAUACUACCAUUGGAAGACGAUGUGAUUGAGUUUGCAUCCGAGGCGAGAAUAUCUUUAGUUGCCAAUCCGUACGAUUGCGCGACCGAAACGCUGGAUAUCAUGUUACAAAAUUACUUUUUGCAACCCCGAUUUUUGCACGUGAAUGACAUGUUUAAGAUCGACGCAAAGGAACAUGCCCAAGAUCGAUUUUACUCGUUUGGUUUUGCUGGAAUCUCCAUGAUGUAUUUUAUAGUUCAAGCUCUGAAAGUAAAUCGUAACGGGUACAGCAAUAACGUUAACAGUUGUUACGUUGUACGUGGAGAGUCAGCGCUUAUUCAGGAAGCACAAGUCCAUGAUUAUAUUUCUCUGGAAUGUGUUUGCUCACUUCCCGAUUCAUUUUUACAGCAAAACAGAGUGAUACCAAAUCACAAAUAUCCGUCAGCUCUAAUGGAACCUAUGGAAUAUUUAGAAUCUUGCAUUACACCAUUUUUAAAAAAGGAUCUUGCAAAUGUUCGAUUGAACAUAAAACCGGUAUUUCUUGUGAAAGGGCCACGGGGUUGUGGUAAACACGAAUUAGUUCGAGCAACGUCUAAAAAAAUGGGAUUGAACUUCCUCUGUGUUGACUUUGUAGAAGUGCAGACUUUGACGUCGGCACAGACCGAAGCUAAGCUUCGCAUAACGCUACAAAAUGCACAAAAAUGCGUGCCAUGUAUGCUAUAUUUAAAUAAUAUUCAAGUAUUCGGUAAAACUGCCGAGGGUCAAAAAGACGAAAGGGUCAUAUCCUUCUUCUCGACAGAGAUCGCCGCGUUAUACAACAGACGCCACAAAUUUCCUCUCAUUAUCGUAGCUGCGUCGGAUGAGACUGACAUGCCUGCAGAAUUACAACGGGUCUUUAUCGAGACGAUUCACAUGAAACAUUUAAAUCAGAGCAAACGAGCGGAACUGAUAUCUUGGUUGCUGUUUAACAGAAAUCUAAAGACUAUUGCGGACCUAUCAAAAGUAGCUUGUCUUUGCUCGGAUUUUAAAUUCACGGAUCUGUUAGCGUUGUCAUUACACGCAACCAAAUUUCGAUGCAAAUCAACGUUGCACGCAAAUCAGAAAUGCACGCUUACUUUGGAACAAGAAGAUUUCGCUCGAGCUUACGAAUAUAUGCAGUCCGUGUACUCCGAUAGUAAAGGUGCUCCACGCGUGCCGGAAGUCCAUUGGGAGGACAUAGGCGGGUUAACUGACUUGAAACACGAGAUUAUUCGCAGAAUUCAAUUGCCUCUAUUGAAUGCUUUCGGAUUCGGACAAUCUGGAUUACUAUUAUAUGGCCCACCUGGCACUGGAAAGACUCUUCUCGCUAAAGCAGUGGCGACGGAAUAUCAGAUGCACUUUUUGUCAAUUAAAGGUCCGGAAGUGCUAAAUAUGUACGUCGGUCAAAGCGAGAAGAACGUAAGGCAAAUUUUCAAGCGUGCGCGCUCCGCGACCCCUUGCAUCGUCUUUUUCGACGAACUGGACUCGUUGACACCCAACCGAGGUAGAAGCGGGGACAGCGGUGGUGUAAUGGAUCGCGUGGUCUCUCAAUUACUGGCCGAGAUGGACGGUCUCGAGGAGUCCGGCAGCAUAUUUAUCAUAGGAGCCACGAACAGGCCCGAUCUCAUAGAUCCCGCGCUACUCCGACCGGGAAGAUUUGACAAAAUGCUCUACGUCGGUAUCCACUCCGAUCACGCAUCCAAGCUCAGUAUGUUGAAAGCACAGACACGUAAAUUCAUGUUUCAAGAAAAUGGACGGGAGUUGGAACGUAUCGCGGAACGAUUGCCCGACAAUGUCACUGGGGCAGAUUUGUACUCGGUCUCUUCCAAUGCAUGGCUCAAUGCCGUACGCGAGGUACUUGCAAAGCAUCAGGAAACUGAGAGACUUAAUAAGGAUUAUUCCGUCGAAGAGGAAGGUGUAAUUAAAGACAACGUUAUUGUAGAAUUGCGCCAUUUUUCCAAUGCUAUUUGUAACUUGGUACCUUCAGUUACUGAUGAAGAAAUAAAAAGAUAUAAUGAAAUGCGAGUAGAGUUAUCAUCGUUGUAAU